AUGACCGAUCAAAUGGCGAGGAAAUUUACUACAAAAUCUAAGUCUUGCAGAUGGCCUCUCCAAGUUUUUUUCAAUAUCCUUGAUUUAGCUGGCAUAAAUGCCUGGAUUUUGUACAAGCAAACGACAGGAGAAAAUAUCUCGAGACAAGAUUUUUUACUCAAGCUAGCAGAAGAACUUGGCGCCGAUUUUCGAGAAGCCCGUGAACAACCAAAACAAGAAACAAAUACGAAAGGAUCGUUGCCUAAGUCUACUACAGAUGCUUAUAAACGUAUGAGAUGUCAAAUAGGAUACUAUUAUCAGUUCCCGAUAGACGUCUCUGGCGUAGCCAAGGACCACCCCUUCCUCGAGGCUGAUUCCCUGCAGAGUUUAUUCAGACGAUUGCACGCUUUGAAUCGGUGCGCCAACAUGAAGAUCGACACGCAUCACACGCAUACCACCAGCCAUAGCAAAACCGGUGGCGGCGGGGGCGGCGAUGAUUCGGAUGAAGAUACACAGUGCGCACUCAGCGAGAAUUGGACCUUCGAGAAGAAGACCAGGCGUUGGUCGCGUGUGUGCGACGUGACGCAGGCGAACGUCGAGAGGUUGCAGGCAAUCGCCGCGCAGAACGUGCAGUCCGAGGAGGACUCGCUGGAGGAUCGUCUGGAGGCCGAGGAGGCCGAGGACACGAUGCUGGACACUCUACGAUACAGCAGCCUGCCACCCGGAACACUACCCGAUGAGAUCAGUCCCAGAUUUCGAAGAACCGGCUCCGAGAGACUGCGGGACGGUGCGAAGGCUUUCCUCAGGCGAGUCGAGUCGCUCAAGUCCCGGCGACGGAAGCAUCAGAAUCGGGACGGUAUCGUCAUCAGCGGCCCACAGAUACUAGACGUGUUAUCGAUGCAGCAGAAGAUGAAGGAGCUGAACUGCGUGGACGUGUCUCCUACUGGGCCAGCGCCUGUAUCUUUUAACGAUCUCUCGGUGUCGCCGCUCCACGUGCCUGGCUCGCCUGUCACGUUACCAGCGUCACCCUAUCACCUACCACCCUCACCGUUGACCAACGCGCCAAGUCCGUUCGGCGAUGAUUCCUCGAGUUAUUGUUCGGACGGCUCGCAAGGGGGUGGCCCGACACCGACGCCAACCCGCACGAAGAUGAAUCGGGCGAGAAGGUUCCUGCAUCGGGGCCGGGAGGACCAAGGUGCGUUAAGCGACUCCGAGUGCCAGCCGACCAGUUGGCGUCACAGGUACUUCAGAGAUGCAAACAGUAACCACACCAAGGUGUUGGAGUACGUGACCGCACAUCCCCAAAGCCCGAAGGAGUCGCCGACCAAAAACGCCCCGAUAAAUACACGCGGUGGUAGCCUGAAUCUCGGCAAGGAGUCGCAGAGGUACAGGGACAAACUGACGCAGAGUCAGGACAGGUACAAGGAGGACAAGGUGGCCGCGCUGAAACGGGAGGACAAGAUGCACAAGAGCUUCAGGCAUCGGGACGACGCGUACAGGGAAGGGAAACCUUUGUCCAAAGAGGUGACCGUUUACAGAGAGAAAUCAAGGUCCAGGAGUUCCGAACUGGCCGGUAGUCAGGAGAGCAGUUCCACGGUGGCCAGUCGUGACUCGGACCAGGAAGAGGAUUCCCCCAGGCACAAGGGCACCGUGGUUAGGUGGCACAGCUUCCAGAGAGGAUCUCUAUACCCGGACCCUCUGGAUCCACUGUGUCCUCGAGCUAUGGCCUCGAUGUCCUGCGGGCAAUUGUUGGUCCUGAGGAAACUGGCCCUGCUGAAAUUGACCGCUUGCAUGGAACGAUACUGCCCAACGCAUCGCACCGGAUGGAACUGGGAGCUACCGAAGUUCAUCAGGAAAAUCAAAACACCCGAUUACAAGGACAAAACAGUAUUCGGUGUACCGUUGCUGCUGUCCUUGCAGAGAACCGGACAGGCCUUACCAAAGUGUAUUCAGAUCGAGGAUACAGAAAUUGAAAAUGAUGACGGAGACCCUCGGGGAUAA
Molecule: messenger RNA, 1980 nt
Organism: Dufourea novaeangliae
Lineage: Eukaryota; Metazoa; Arthropoda; Insecta; Hymenoptera; Halictidae
Product: stAR-related lipid transfer protein 13-like
Exons: 3
Coding region: 1-1980 (659 amino acids)
Biological process (GO): regulation of Rho protein signal transduction; actin cytoskeleton organization
Molecular function (GO): GTPase activator activity
Source: RefSeq, a predicted model, not a curated record